CACAGCCAAAAAGAAUUUGAUUCCAUGCGUGUUUUGCUUUGUGGAGAUGCAACAAGAACCACAAUCGGCGAGGCAAAUUAAGAAGGUCUUGCAGCCGACAGCCAAUCCAAUCCAAUCCCACCGACUAAUUCCACCCUUUAAGGGUUUUCUUCUUCCUUCCUCCUCGUGUCUUCUUCCCACAUAUUCCACGUCUCUUCCCAUGGCGGCUCUUCAAUGCCCCCCUCCUUACCCACUGGGUUAUCAAUCCUCUGUUCAUUGCCUUAAAAUCCCACCUACCCAUCUACCCAUUUGCGCGAUUUUCCAAAUUUUUCCUGGAAUUUGAGUGUUUAAUCGAGGUAUGAGGCUGUAUGUGUAUGUAUUGGAGGCUAAGAAUCUCCUUGUGAAGGACUCGUUUGUGAAGCUACGGGUUGGGAGGCGUAAGGCUAAGACGAGGAUUAUGAGGAACUGUUCUAAUCCUGUUUGGAAUGAGGAGUUCAUUUUUAAGUUUCGUGAUGUGGAUGAGGAACUGGUUGUUUCUGUUUAUGAGCAUAGUGAUGAGUCCAGAUUCUUCCAUGGUUCAUCGGGGUUGAUUGGUCGGGUUCGGAUUCCGAUAUGGAUGGUUGCUGAUGAGGAUUCACAGACGCUGCCGCCCACUUGGUUUGAUGUGCGAAGGUCUGGAACUGAGAAGUUCAUCAAUGAAGUUGCUGGGAAAGUGCUCCUUAUUGUCUCAUUACAUGGGAAAGUCAAUGUACUUAAUCAAUCAAGUGUUACUAAUGCUAAACAAUUGGAAGACUCGUCUGCCAUUUCACAGGAUUUGGUCGGCUCGAAAUCUUCGUCCAGCAAGUCUAUCAAAGGGAAGUUUAACAAGAAGAGCAUCGUGACUCGAUUGGAGAGACUGUUCCAUAAGAGCGAUGAGGAUACAAGAACAGAUAAUUCUUCGGAGUUAUCAAGUGGCAUAUCUGAUAACGAAGAGCGCAUAGACGAACAUCCCUCGGAAUGUAGCUUUGAUGAAGCGAUUGAGACGCUGCAGUCGAGGAGAAGUGAACAGGAAAUGCCAGAGAAUCUACUGGGCGGCGUUCUUGUCGAUCAAGUGUAUGUAGUUUCACCUGGUGAUUUGAACAAACUUCUGUUUGCUCCAGAUUCCAAGUUCAGGAGAGAACUAGCAGAACUUCAGGGAACAACAAAUUUAGAAGAAGGAAACUGGUCUUGGAAGCAAGGGGACGUACCGUGUCUAUCACGGAUCGUUUCUUAUCGAAAAGCUGCAACGAAGGUCGUUGGAGCUAUUAAUGCUACCGAGGAGCAAACCUACAUCAAAGGGGACGGAUGGGAAUUCGCUGUCUUCGUAAACGUAAGUACACCCGAAGUUCCAUUUGGUAAUGCCUUCAAUGUUGAGUUACUUUACAAGAUAAUGUCUGGUCCUGAGCUAACCUCUGGAGAAGAGACGUCCCAUUUGGUAGUCUCUUGGGGCAUAAACUUCCUCCAUAGUACAAUGAUGAAAGGGAUGAUUGAAAAAGGCGUUCGACAGGGUAUGGAGGAAAGUUUUGUUCAAUUUACGAACGUGCUGGCACAGCAUUUAAAAGUACCGAAUUCAACCGAGUUACCGAACAAGGAUCUUGUGUUGUCGAGAUCUGAAAGUGACCGCCAAUCGGAUUUCGAAUUGGCCCGAAAAUACUUCUGGAACUUCACUGUAGUUUCUACCGUUUUCGUGCUGCUGUACAUACUUGCGCAUAUUACGCUUUCUAAGUCCAAAACAAUGCAAGGCUUGGAAUUCACUGGAUUGGAUUUGCCAGAUAGUUUAGGAGAACUUGUUACUGGUGGGAUUUUAGUUCUUCAAUUGGAACGUGUUUAUAAGAUGGUCUCACAUUUCAUUCAAGCUAGGCUAAAAAGAGAAGGUGACCAUGGUGUCAAAGGCCAAGGAAAUGGAUGGAUACUAACCGUUGCUCUUAUCGAAGGGGUGAACAUUUCGUCCUUGGAUUCUUCGGGUUCUUCGGACCCGUGUGUGGUUUUCACAUGCAAUGGUGAAAAAAGAACGAGCUCCGUUGAGCUUCAAACUCAUGAGCCUCAAUGGAAUGAGAUACUCGAGUUCGAUGCUAUGAAGGAACCCCCAUCAGUAUUAUAUGUGGAGGUUUUCGACUUCGAUGGUCCACUCGACCAGGCUACCUCGCUCGGGCACGCAGAGAUCAAUUUCCUAAAAUAUAAAUCAACUGAACUUGCAGAUUUAUGGGUUCCUCUUGAGGGGAAGCUUGCUCAGUCUUCUCAGUCCAAGCUGCACUUGAGAAUCUUCUUAGAUAAUACCGAUGGAGUCGAAACGAUGAGACAGUACUUGUCUAUGAAGGGAAAGGAGGUCGGGAAGAAGCUCCAUCCAAGGUCGCCUUACAGGAACUCGACGUUUCAGAAACUUUUCGGGUUGCCAGCCGAAGAGUUUCUCGUCAGCGACUUCACUUGUUCCCUGAGAAGAAAAAUGCUUCUUCAGGGAAGACUAUUUCUAUCUGCCAGAAUCAUUGGGUUUUAUGCCAAUAUUUUUGGACAGAAAACAAAAUUUUUCUUUCUUUGGGAGGACAUUGAAGAUAUUCGAGUACUUCACCCGUCCCUCGCCUCUCUGGGUAGCCCGUCAUUGGUUAUAAUCCUUAAAAAAGGUCGAGGUCUCGAAGCAAGUCACGGUGCUAAGAUCCAAGACGAACAAGGAAGGCUCAGGUUUUACCUCCAAUCAUUUGUUUCAUUCAAUGUAGCCAGCAGGACGAUUAUGGGGAUGUGGAGAACAAGAACGUCGACCCUCGAUCAGAAAGUACAAGCUUCUGGAACGCCGAAUGAUUAGGAAGAAAGAUAAAGUCAUUCGAUGAAGUUUUUUUUUGGAGGAUGGCAAGGUAGAGCACGGAGUGUACAGAACAAUCUGGAACGACACGAUAGCUCGUGGGAAUUCAUGAGACCUGAUAUCACAUUCGAAGUUACAUUUCUACCCAUCCAACACAGCAUUCUGGCAUUAGGAGGAGGUUGGGUUCGAUUCUUGGCCGAGCCAGUCCGGGCGGAGAAAUCCAACAUUGGUUAGGAGGAGGUUGGGUUCGAUUUCUGGGCCGGGCCAGGCCGGGCGGAGAAAUCCAAUAUGGGUUAGGAGGAGGUUGGGUUCGAUUUCCGGAGGAGGUUGGAUUCGAUUUCUGGGCCAGAAGGGACGGAGAAAUCCAACAUCGAUUAGGAGGAACCUGGACGGAGAAAUCCAACAUCGAUUAGGAGGAGGUUGGGUUCGAUUUCUGGGAUGGCGGAGAAAUCCCAUUAG
Cucurbita moschata (crookneck pumpkin) is the source of this 3250-nucleotide messenger RNA. RefSeq names its product C2 and GRAM domain-containing protein At5g50170-like. The record is from RefSeq and is a predicted model, not a curated record. NCBI's taxonomy places the organism in Eukaryota, Viridiplantae, Streptophyta, Magnoliopsida, Cucurbitales, Cucurbitaceae. The transcript is spliced from 9 exons. Bases 338 to 2794 code for a protein of 818 amino acids.